GCCAUCCAGACAAUUCAGUAGGGGGAAAGUUGUCGGCUUGGCUCAUAUGUCUACGGCUUGGAUGACUUCACUUCCGGUGCCUUUGCGGAAAUAGCUUGACCAAAGAACAGCUACUUCCGCCUGUAGCUGCCUGUCUUGACACAUCAAAAUGACCGCCACCUUGCGACCCUACCUGAAUGCGGUGCGUGCCACCCUGCAGGCCGCCCUCUGUCUGGAGAACUUCUCCUCGCAGGUGGUGGAGAGACACAACAAGCCAGAGGUGGAAGUACGGAGUAGUAAAGAACUCCUCCUCCAGCCUGUCAUCAUCAGCCGCAACGACAAGGAGAAAGUUCUCAUUGAGGGAUCCAUCAACUCGGUCCGAGUCAGCAUCGCCGUCAAGCAGGCGGACGAGAUCGAGAAGAUUCUCUGCCACAAGUUCAUGCGCUUCAUGAUGAUGAGAGCUGAGAACUUCUUCAUCCUCCGGAGGAAACCAGUGGAGGGUUACGACAUCAGCUUCCUCAUCACCAACUUCCACACGGAGCAGAUGUACAAACACAAGCUGGUGGACUUUGUCAUCCACUUCAUGGAGGAGAUCGACAAGGAGAUCAGCGAGAUGAAACUGUCGGUCAACGCCCGAGCUCGCAUCGUCGCGGAGGAGUUUCUCAAAAACUUCUAAGCGGGAGAUCCCAGGAGGCAACAUUCCACUCUUGGCCUUGACUGCUGCCAAGAAGACAAAUAUAAACCAUGUACAAAUGUACAUUUAGUACUUCUCUAAUCCACGCUGAUGAGCACACGCUACUUUGGCUACUUUGGCUACUUGGGCUAAUUUGGCUACUUUGGCUACUUUGGCUAAUUUGGCUACUUUGGCUACGUUGGCUGGGUUUUUCUCUUCCUCGCUAAUUGUUUUUAUUCCUGUUUUAUUGUGCUGGGGGGGGGGUUCAUUUGGUGCACGACUUUCAU
Doryrhamphus excisus (bluestripe pipefish) is the source of this 939-nucleotide messenger RNA. RefSeq names its product actin related protein 2/3 complex, subunit 4 (gene arpc4). Gene Ontology annotation, cellular component: actin cytoskeleton; Arp2/3 protein complex. The record is from RefSeq and is a predicted model, not a curated record. NCBI's taxonomy places the organism in Eukaryota, Metazoa, Chordata, Actinopteri, Syngnathiformes, Syngnathidae. Gene Ontology annotation, biological process: actin filament polymerization; Arp2/3 complex-mediated actin nucleation. Gene Ontology annotation, molecular function: actin filament binding.